Humulus lupulus (European hop) is the source of this 762-nucleotide messenger RNA. RefSeq lists its product as uncharacterized. NCBI's taxonomy places the organism in Eukaryota, Viridiplantae, Streptophyta, Magnoliopsida, Rosales, Cannabaceae. Bases 1 to 762 code for a protein of 253 amino acids. The record is from RefSeq and is a predicted model, not a curated record. The transcript has a single exon.
AUGAAGAAUCAAAUGUGUAGAUCUUUUCCAAGUGAUACGGAGAAGAAUCCAAAAGAGUGCAAUGCAAUCACUUUGAGGAGUAGAAAAGAAUUGGACGCCCCUACAGUUGAGAAGAAAAAGGUUGAUGAGAUCCAAAUGAAUGGUGAGAAAGAAGAAGACAAGCAAAAGGUAGAGAUUCCGAAGAAAGAUCCAUUGGUGGCUAAUCCGGGUUCAAUUUCUUUUCCGGACAACCCACCAAAUAUUACUACUCCAUUACCAUUUCCUCCAAGAUUUCACAAGAAGGCGAUCGAUGAACAAUUUGCAAAGUUCUUGAAUAUUUUCAAGAAAAUACAUAUUAACAUUCCUUUUGUAGAUGCCCUUGAACAAAUGCAAAACUAUGCUAAGUUUAUGAAAAAUGUGAUGUCUAAGAAGCGAAAGCUAGAGGAUUAUGAAAUAGUGAAGCUAACGAAAGAGUGUAGUGCCAUUAUCAAGAUACAAUUACUAGAAAAGAUGGAAGAUCCGGGAAGUUUUACAAUUCCAUGUGAUAUUGGUGAGCUACAUAUUGAGAAGGCCUUGUGUGAUUUGGGUGCUAGUAUCAAUCUAAUACCUCUAUCUAUCUUUCAGAAACUCAAUCUUGGAGAGGUCACACCAACUACUAUAUCCUUACAAUUGGCAUAUCAUUCUUUGACGUUUCCUAGGGGUAUCAUUGAAGAUGUUCUAGUGAAGAUUGAUAGAUUCAUUUUUCCGAUUGAUUUUGUUGUGCUUGACAUGGAGGAAGACUAA